Haemorhous mexicanus (house finch) is the source of this 2921-nucleotide messenger RNA. It is a transcript of the gene SLA, whose product is annotated as Src like adaptor. Gene Ontology annotation, molecular function: protein binding. Lineage: Eukaryota; Metazoa; Chordata; Aves; Passeriformes; Fringillidae. Bases 209 to 1045 code for a protein of 278 amino acids. The record is from RefSeq and is a predicted model, not a curated record. The transcript has 8 exons.
GGCCUGUUUGGCAAAUGCUGCUCUACAUGACAGCGUGAACUUCACAACACUCUCAUUCGACCGGCUGCUCCUCGACUUGAUCAGCUAAACCUUGCUGGCAGCGUGAGAGCAGUGCUAUGACUACGGCUUUUCUCAGGAAUACUGCAACCUGGAAUGCCAUGCCCAGCAUUUAAAGUUCCGAAGAACUCUGACGGAAUUAGCAAGCACAAUGGGAAACACUGUGAAAACUCCAAGAGCAUCUGAGGAAACAAACACGCCGAGCCAAACGGGUCAGGAGAGUGACUUCCUUGCUGUUCUCUAUGACUAUCCUUCAGCAGACAUAAGCCAACCUAUAUUUCAUGUAGGGGAAAAACUACGUGUGCUAUCAGAUGAAGGAGGCUGGUGGAGAGUCCAUUCCCUUACAACAGGUCGAGAAAAUUAUAUUCCAGGAAAAUAUGUAGCAAAGGUUUAUCAUGGCUGGUUAUUUGAAGGGCUGGGAAGAGAAAAAGCAGAGGAACUUCUACAGCUGCCCAACACCAAGGUCGGCUCCUUCAUGAUCAGAGAGAGUGAAACUAGGAAAGGGUUAUACUCCUUGUCAGUGAGGCACAGGCAAGUGAAACAUUACAGGAUCUUCCGCCUCCCCAAUAACUGGUAUUACAUCUCUCCACGACAAACCUUCCAGUGCCUUGAAGACCUUGUCAAUCACUACUCAGAAGUUGCUGAUGGUCUCUGCUGUGUCCUUACAACACCCUGUCUCACCCAGUGCACUAACAACAACACCGUGAUGAAUCCAGUUCCUCCUGUGGUGAUGCGGAAUAAAAAUUUCAACUGGAGAAACAUUCACAGGCUGGAGGUGACUGAAGAUACCAAAAGCACCCUGGCAGCAAUGGAUGACUCUUGCCUCAGCUAUGGCCUGAGGGAAAGCAUUGCUUCCUACCUCUCCCUAACUGAGGAUGACAAUGCUUCUUUUGCAAGUGCCAGAAAGAAGAAAUCCCAGUCUCUCAUAUACACAGGGAACAAACAUAAGAGUGCCCUUCACUUGCCACCUAGAUACUAUGACGACUAAAUACAAGACAAACAGGAAAGAGCCACAAACUGACGAGUUAGGACGGAAACCAGAGCAUCCUGUGGUCCUGCCAUCCUUCAACAGCUGGGAAAUACAAUCUGCUAAGCUGGUGACCAAACACCAGCAGUGCUUUUGCAUUUCCUCUUCUGAAGACCUUCUCAAGGGUGCUAUCCCAGCCAUGGCAUAUGCUGGGAAUGUCCCCAGUGCACCAGAACUGGUUCACAAGCAGGAUAAACUGAGAUAGACUCUACGUCAAAAGCCAAGUGGUGCAGGUGACUCCUCAGCAGGGGCGAUGCCCAGCAUUGUACAGAGGUGACUGCAUAGGGAAGAACUAACUGCAGCUCAAGAACUUAAUUUAAGUCUAACUCUGGUGUUCUCCACAAGGCUGAAAACCUUUGCAGAACCUAUGUACAUUGAAAUAAGGAGCAUUUUUCUUCUCAAGAUGGACUUACCCAUUGUCAUUGAGAAUGGGUCAGAGAGACAUCAAUAACCCCAAGAAAGUAUCUAACAUCUGGCAUCCAAGAAACACCUGAUUAUAGUGACUCCAUACUUAUCUUUUAGGAGAAAAAAUUAAAAUCACUGACUUUAAAAGUAGCAUUUAAUUCACUUGCCUGCAAUGGCCUGCAGUGUCAUAAAAUAGUCACAAAAUUAAGAAAAGGCUUAAUUCACUGAGAAAAGCAGUUCCUACUUAUACCUGAGAUGGGAGUUCAGGCAUAUCCAAACAUGUAAUUCAGCUGCUCAUAGUAAAGCAGAUAAACAGAGAACAAAGUGGGGUUUAAUUGAAAAGUAAGAUGUGAUGAUGUUGUGCCUGUCUGCAAAGGUUGGCUUGCAAAGGUGUGGCUUUUUAUGUGUACAGGGAGAUAUUUUAACUUUGACUUCUGAAGUCACAUAUUUAUGUAUAAUAUUUAUAUUAAUAGCAGCUUUUAACAUAAUUAAACUAAGGGAACAAUCAGUAACAGUGGAUGUUAGAGACUUUUUCUAAUUUCUUGUCUGACAAGAGCUAUGUCAAAUAGUAAUUACACUUUCCAUCAAUUCACUUAAGGAUGAGAGGGUUUUCUGAAAUUUCAUUUAUUUUUUUUAUCGGUAUGUAUCCUUUUCUAAGUCAUAAAAGAGCACGUAGCAUUUUCACAGAAUUCACAGAAUCACAAGGUUGGAAGAGACCCUCAAGAUCAUCAAGUCCAACCCAUGUCCCAACGCCUCAACUAAACCAUGGCACCGAGUGCCACAUCCAGGCUUUUUUCAAACACCUCCAGGGAUGGUGACUCCAGCACCUCCCUGGGCAGAAAAUUCCAGUACUUUCCUUUAACACUGCUUGUGAUUGCUUUCUAAACCAAGCAAUCACUCUUGUUUGAGUGUGUAAAAUGCUGCAAUCUUUGCUCUCAAGCUGAGAUAGUUUCAAUCCAAUAUUCUCUUGUACCUUUUUGCACAGAUUUGAAUAAUGAAGGUUUGGAGAAAUAGAGAAUUGGAGAGGUAAUAUAUAUAUAUAUAUAUAUAUAUAUAUAUAUAUAUACACACACACACACACACACAUAUAUAUAUAUAUUUACUCUCUAAACAGCUCUUAGGACAAAUGUAGGUGCUCUUUAGAUCUUGUAUAUGGUCAUUUGCACUAGCAAGAAAGGUUCAGAGAUCAAAAUAUUUCACAGCCUGUUUAAACAUAUUUCAGGACUUAAAGGAUGAAUAUAAUUUGGCUGGUAAACAUUGGACUCCAAAAAGCAAAACACACUCAGGAACUCUAGGCAUUUGUACAAUCUAAUUACUGUUACUGAUAAUCAAUCCAUUAUGGUGACUGCAUUUUAUCCAUGAAAUGUGUAUGGGGAGCAUUUCAGAUUUCUAAGUCAUUACUUGUAUUUAUUCAUUAAAAUAAUAUUCAGUA